Erythranthe guttata (spotted monkey flower) is the source of this 2326-nucleotide messenger RNA. RefSeq names its product Zinc finger (C3HC4-type RING finger) family protein (gene WAVH2). The record is from RefSeq and is a predicted model, not a curated record. Lineage: Eukaryota; Viridiplantae; Streptophyta; Magnoliopsida; Lamiales; Phrymaceae.
AGUAAAACAUAAACAAUAAAUAAACAUAACAAACCGAAAGAUGCAUUCAUAAUUGAUCGAAGAAGGUGGUGUUUUGUUUUCUAGUAAUUUUUGUUUGGUUUCUUUGGAAUUCUUUUGUCCUCUUCUUGAAUUUUUCCCACUGUGUUGAGUCUCUGUUUGUUAUCUUCUCCGUUUAUUCCCAUUUGUCUGAAAAAUCAAAAACAAGAAACCUUGAAAAAUAAAGUUGCAGCAAUGGUUCUGGGUUGGCGAAGAGCAUUCUGCACAUCAAUACCAAAGGAUCAAGAAACAGACUCCCCAAUCAUCAGAGAGAAACCCGACCCGGCUCCGAAUCUCCGCUCCAGAUUCACUGGUUUCUUCUCCGACCCACCAACCCCGACCCUCCGAUGCAGAACCACCGCUACGCCGCCGCCUGCUUCGACGAACAAAUCCAACGGGAGCCCGAAACUAAAAUGCAAAACCACCAGGAACAGCCCCAGAUUGUUCUUCCACCGCUCCGCACCUUCUUCACCACGCUCCCCCUCCACUUUUUCUUUGCUUAAAUCAACCCUCCGCCUCUCAAAGAGUAGGUGUGGAAUAUGCUUAGAGGGGGUGAAGGCGGGAGAGGGGACGGCGAUAUUGACGGCGGAGUGCGGGCACAGCUUCCAUUUUCCGUGCUUAUCGGGGCAGAUGAAGAAGCAGGCGUCUCUCACGUGCCCUGUUUGCAGUGUCACGUGGAAGGAAAUGCAUCUCUUGAACAACACCACCCAGAAGAAAGGGGAUAAUCAUGUAGUAGUUGACAAGAGAUUACUUGCGUUGAAGGUUUACAACGACGACGAACCCAUUUCUUCUCCUAUUUCUUGUGCCGGAUUUAAUACUAUUCCGGAAGAAGGGAGCGACGAUUUUCCCGGGUUUUUUUCGGUUCCGGCGGCUGAAUUGGAGACGGAGAGUAGUUGUGUGGAGGUGGCUCUGUUGCCGGAGGCGGCGGUGGUCUCGGUGGGGAAGACGAGCGAGACCUACGCAGUCGUUUUGAAACUCAGAGCUCCGGCGGCUGCUCCGGCGCGGAGGGUGCCUGUAGAUUUGGUGGUUGUGUUGGACGUUGGCAGGAGUGUCGCCGCCGCUGAUAAGCUUCAGUUGAUGAGGAGGGUUAUGCGAAUGGUGGUCUCGUCUCUCUCCGCAGCCGACCGCUUGUCCAUCGUGGCGUUCUCUACCACCUCGAAGCGGCUGCUGCCGCUCCGAAGAAUGACCGCCGCCGGAAAGAGAUCCGCACGCAGGAUUAUCGACGCCGUCGUCGCGCUGGACUGCGGCGCCGCCAGCGCCACCGACGCGGUUAAGAAGGCGGCGAAGGUCAUCGAGGACCGCCGCGAGAAAAACCCCGCCGCAAGCAUCCUUGUCCUCUCCGACGGUCACCACAGUGGCCGGCGUAUAACUUCCGCACGGUGGUUUGCCCACUCGGAAAUUCCCGUCCACUCAAUAAACCUUAACGCGUGCAUCAACGCGCCGCCGGACGAUACCUUUAUUAAAUCUAUCGUCGGUUUGCUGAGCGAUGUUAUACAAGAUUUCAAAAUUCAGCUAGGGUUCACUACCGGUUCGGCGGCGGCGGAGAUCUCUGCGAUUUACACGUACACGGGUAAAACCGGAUUCGUCGGAUCCGGUUCAAGCUGGUGCCGGGUCGGGUCGUUCCAUUCGGGUGAGGAGAGAGAAUUGCUGAUAGAAUUGAGGGUCCCACUAUCAUUGCGUGGGGCCCACCGGCUACUGUCUUUUCGAUCCUCUUACAAAGACCCGUCAACUCAACAAACCAUAUACGACAAAGAACGGGCCCUUUCAAUCCCACGCCCACGCGCCGUCGGCUCGUCCACUCGCGACACCCAGCGUCUCCGGUGCCUAUUCAUCACCACACGCGCCGUCGCGGAGAGCAGGAGAAUGGCCGAGAGGAACGACGUCGCCGGCGCUCACCACAUGCUGGCCUCCGCUCGGGCUCUAAUUGUACAGUCGGGUUCGGGCUCCUCCGGCGAGGAGUUUGUUCGCGGGCUGGAAGCUGAAAUGGCGGAGUUGAAUCUGAAGAGGAGGAACAACCACGAAAGAGAAGCCGCCGCAGCAGCUGCUCCCGUUAGCCGGGCAGAUGAAAAAGCCGAGCCGCUUACGCCAACAUCGGCUUGGAGAGCGGCUGAACGGCUGGCGAAAGUAGCCAUGAUGAGAAAGUCGCUGAAUAGAGUCAGCGAUUUACAUGGCUUUGAGAAUGCACGAUUUUAAUUUUAUUUAUUUUCCUUUUUAUUUUUUAUAUUUAUUCAAGUAAUAUUUUUUAUUUAGUAGACAGGUGAAAAUGGAAAUGAAAGCUCUUAUUUAUUUU